Molecule: messenger RNA, 953 nt
Organism: Stegastes partitus (bicolor damselfish)
Lineage: Eukaryota; Metazoa; Chordata; Actinopteri; Pomacentridae
Source: RefSeq, a predicted model, not a curated record
AUGUGCUCCACUUCCCGAGCCAGGCGGGGCCGCGGCAGCCAGGCGGCGCUGCUUCUCCGGCGCUGGCGGGUCGAGCAGGCGGCAGGAGCAGAACGGCUCCGUGUGACUCAGGCUCCCGCUGCGCAGCGCCGGACCAGCUUUCUCUGGGAUUUGGUGCGCAACAGCGAGCGAAGCAGGCGGCAGGUGCACGGAGCGGACCGGACGGGAGGAGCAGCGGGGAGGAAGGAGGGCUGCUCGGGUUUCAGUCCGGGACCGGAGCACCGCAAAUCAACUGCCCUGAAGUCUCCUCCGUGGCUGCGGAGUGACUCCUCGCCCCGGGGAGGAGCAGCAGGAGCCCCGGCCGCCGUGUGGAGCAGCUUUCGCGGACACGACAGCGCGGAGCCGCCCGCCGGCUGGAUCGGGAAGAUGAUGGGCUUUCUGCGCCGGACGUUCAGCCGCCGCUCCCGGAGCCGCUUCCAGACGAGAGAGAGGGACGAGCGGGACGGCAAGGGGGGAGGAGGCGGGGGAGGCGGGGUGACCGGGAACCCCCUGCUCCUGGCCCACCAGCAGCAGGUCGUCCACGCGCCCGCCGUGGUCACCGGCGGGGCGGCGGUGCACAUCCCGGCGGCCGGAGCGGCGCGGACCGCCAUCAGCUGCCGCGUCCUGCUGCUGGACGGCUCGGACGUGAACGUGGAUCUGCCCAGCAAAUCCAAAGGCCAGGACCUGUUCGACCAGAUCAUGUACCACAUAGAUCUGGUGGAGACCGACUACUUCGGGCUGCAGUUCAUGGACUCGGAUCAGGUCUCGCACUGGCUGGACAUGUCCAAGCCGAUAAAGAAGCAGAUCCGAGAUGGUUCGCCAUACCGACUCUUCUUCAGAGUGAAAUUUUACUCUUCGGAGCCAAAUAACCUGCGUGAGGAAUUUACAAGGUAUCUGUUUGUGCUGCAGCUUCGACAGGACAUUCUGUCUGGCAA